GAGUGGACCAGGCGGCGUCGGGGAAGGCUGGGCGGCCAGCUCGAGGCGAGCCCCCCAUCCCGCAGACCGAGCAGGGAGCCCCUCCGAGGCGGCAGCGACGGGUGAAUCCCCUGCCUGCGGGGAGAGGCUUGGCGGAGGAUCCUGCCUUCUCCUGAGCAGGCAGAGGCUGGCGAGGGGAGCAAAGGCUACACCCACUAGGCAGUCCCGUCCCCCCCCCUCCCGGGCGAGGAACUCCGCGGCUCGUGGGAAGGGGGCAGAGGGCGCCAUGCAAACAGCCACUGCCUCUAUUCUCGAUGUGUCAAGGACGGGGGUGAUCCGAGAGGACAGCAGUAAUGCCCCAAAUAACCACACAGGGCAAUGCAACCAGAUAUUCCCACCUCAUUUUGGCACAUCCCAGAUAAUCCAUGGCAAUGGCACCACCAUCGGCACAGUCUUGGCGUUCCAGUGCUCUGCAGAACACCAGCUGAUUGGGCAAAGAGUUGUCACGUGCAUUUGGAAAGGAAAUGAAACUCACUGGACAGCAGACAUUCCUGCGUGUAAGCCCAUAUCCAAAUUUGAAACCUUUGGAUUUAAAGUUGCAGUGAUUGCCUCCAUUGUCAGCGGUGCUAUUAUCCUGUUGAUGUCUGUGGCUUUUUUAACCUGUUGUCUUAUCAAAUGUGUUAAGAAAACUGAGAGAAGAAGAGCUCAAAGAGAUAUGCAGCUGUGGUACCAGCUCAGAACUGAAGAACUGGAAACCAUGCAAGCUGCCUACUUUGGUUUUAAAGGCAGAAACAACAACAACAACAAUAAGAAAACGAAGAAGAAAGAUGGAUUUGGUGAUAGUUUUAACAUGGCCUAUGACAACCAGGGCUUCUGCAGCUUCCAUGAAGAAUGGGCUGGAGAAAUCACAGAGACUGGCUGUAGUAGAGAUAAUGAUUUUCACAGCAAAUUAACCAGAACCAGCAGUGUCCUUGGUAAACAGUUAGUACCAGGAAACAAUGUUGCUAUACAUGCUAUCAGCACGAUACAUGUCGUUGAGGUCUAUGGGACUGAAAAGGAUGUGGUUGGGACCUCAGAUUCUCAUUUACCUGGAUAAGCAACCUCAGAAAUGCAAUUAAAGAUUUGCUGGACCAAAGCCAAAUGGGAAUCCAAAU
Gekko japonicus is the source of this 1133-nucleotide messenger RNA. RefSeq names its product sushi domain containing 3 (gene SUSD3). Lineage: Eukaryota; Metazoa; Chordata; Lepidosauria; Squamata; Gekkonidae. The transcript is spliced from 5 exons. Gene Ontology annotation, cellular component: plasma membrane. The record is from RefSeq and is a predicted model, not a curated record. The coding region runs from base 266 to 1075 and encodes 269 amino acids.